AUUCUUAUCCGCGAAGAAAAUAAGCGGCACGUGUUGCCAUAUAAGGAUGCUCUAGUAAACCUAGCAGAAACAAAUGUCCCUUACAAAACAAAGAAGCGAAUCCUUGUACAAGAGGGUGAUGGUUUUAUUCAAGACAUAUUGGUACCUGCUGUUACAAGUCUAGGAUUUUUGAUGCUACAAAAGAGGAAACGAAACUAUAAGUUACUCAUUUGAAGCUACGGUCUGUCACGGGUACUCAUCAAAAUGAAGAGAAAGAUAGAUUUGGUUGAAGAAGAACACGACAGUGAACAUGAAGAAAGCGAAAGUUCUGGUGAUGAAAGCGAGGAUGAAGAACCAAGAAUAAAAGAUGUUUUGAGUCAUCUUUCCCGAGCAGUGUCGGAAAAGCGUGCUUCUGAUUUGCUGCAUAGUAUGGCCGCGUCGAAAGAUAUUCUUUUCUGCACUCCCAGCGGACAAUUACUUCGAAAUAAACGCACUAUUCCCGUCACAAACAUCGCCGAGCUAGUUGAGUAUGUGUUACUCCCUCAUAACAAUGAGGUUACCAAGCCUCGUGCGCUGAAUACGUUUCUAGAUGGACUUGCAGAGUUAGGAAUCGAUAAAGGUUUAAUCAAGAACAAAAAGUUGUUAAGUUAUUUAAUAGAAAAGGAAAAAGGCUACCAAAAUGUAGAAAAUACUUCCGAUAACGAGAGUAAUAAUGAGGAGAGUUCAUCCGAU
This is a messenger RNA of Porites evermanni, 711 nucleotides long. The record is from the annotation of a GenBank genome assembly. NCBI's taxonomy places the organism in Eukaryota, Metazoa, Cnidaria, Anthozoa, Scleractinia, Poritidae.